Molecule: messenger RNA, 1044 nt
Organism: Humulus lupulus (European hop)
Lineage: Eukaryota; Viridiplantae; Streptophyta; Magnoliopsida; Rosales; Cannabaceae
Product: MACPF domain-containing protein CAD1-like
Exons: 7
Coding region: 1-1029 (342 amino acids)
Biological process (GO): regulation of salicylic acid mediated signaling pathway; plant-type hypersensitive response
Cellular component (GO): plasma membrane
Source: RefSeq, a predicted model, not a curated record
AUGAAAAAAUUGGGUCUAAUUACUCUCAGCCAAAAUUUAAUCCUUAAACCUAAGAUACCCAAACAAUUUCUCUCAGCCUCCAUUGCCGCCUCUUUGCCUUUCUUUCUUGCACUCUCAGCUGAUAUUGAUUGCUCUCCGUGCAAGAGAACAACUGAGAAAGUUCCUGUUUGCAACUUCCAUGAGAUGGCAGAGUACUUCAAUAAGAAAUCUGAUAUCUCAGGCAACAUUCCCCUUGGAAGUUUCAAUUCAAUGUUCAAUUUCACUGGUUCUUGGCAAGUUGAUGCGGUAACUACCAAAUCCCUUGCCAUGGUUGGAUACAUAAUUCCUCUUUUUACAGUUAAACUAGAAAAGCCAAAUUUAAUUUUGCAUGAGGAAGUUAAACGAGCUAUUCCUUAUUCUUGGGAUCCUGCAUCAUUGGCAAGUUUAAGAGCACUGAAAAACUCUGGUGUGUGCUGCUCAAUAGAGAAAUGGGGCUGUGACCCUAGUAAUAGUCUAUGCACCUUUUGCACUUUGAGAUUUAGAUUGGAUAUAGAAAAUUGUGUAAAAUACAUGGGUGAUCAUAGAUUUCAGGACUCAAAUAGCCAGUCAACCGCCGGCCCCUUAAAAUACAAAGACAAGGAUGUUACAGUAAUUUUUAGAAGACGAGGGGGAGACGAUCUUGAACAAAGUCAUUCCAAGUGGGCAGAGACUGUAGGAUUAGCACCCGAUGUGAUAAACAUGACGUUCACUCCCAUUGUUUCUUUACUUGAAGGAGUACCUGGAAUAAAGCAUUUAGCUCGUGCAAUCGAGUUAUAUUUGGAAUUCAAACCGCCUAUUGAAGAUUUACAGUAUUUUUUGGAUUUUCAAAUCGCUCGAGUUUGGGCUCCUGAGCAGAAUAACCUGCAAAGAAAGGAGCCUGUUGGUUCCUCUCUUCAGUUCAGCUUGAUGGGUCCCAAGCUUUAUAUCAGCCCUGAUCAGGUAUUGCUUACUCUAAUAAAAGAAAUAAUAUUUCCCAUUUCAUUGGAACAGAGAGCAUUUUUCUUCAUGUGAUUCAUUUGUACUAAA